Oncorhynchus kisutch (coho salmon) is the source of this 8583-nucleotide messenger RNA. Its product is annotated as protein FAM83H. Gene Ontology annotation, cellular component: keratin filament. The coding region runs from base 570 to 5534 and encodes 1654 amino acids. The transcript is spliced from 6 exons. NCBI's taxonomy places the organism in Eukaryota, Metazoa, Chordata, Actinopteri, Salmoniformes, Salmonidae. Gene Ontology annotation, molecular function: protein kinase binding; keratin filament binding. The record is from RefSeq and is a predicted model, not a curated record. Gene Ontology annotation, biological process: intermediate filament cytoskeleton organization; protein localization to cytoskeleton; positive regulation of cell migration.
AAUCUCAAGACUUCCGACUUCAGUGCGUUCAAGACGACUGGGAAAAAUAGUUUUGAACGGUCAUCCAACUCGGAAUCCCAAAUCGGGAACUCGGGCCUCUUUCUAAAGCUCCCUUUCUAAAAGUGACUUUCCGCCUUGAAGAUCACUGACAUCGUGAAUUCACCUCGUUUCUUCCGAGUCCCAGCUGUCUUGAAAGCACCAUAUAACACCACAUUUUCGCGUCCAUGUCACGAAACUGGAAUUCAUUGAACAUUUGCAGUUAGGAUGGGUUACUUUGAGGCGGGGCAUAACUCGUCGGCAAUCUGCGAGACGGGCUUCUUUCUCACUUCUGAAACUCUUCCAUUCUCCCUAACAUGCCUCAAGCAAGCAUGAAAAUAAACAGGUUCUGUUGGGUAGGUGAUCAAGCCACGCAGAACGCUAUUUUUGAGGAGUCCAGCCAGACUAGGAAUGCGAUAACAGUCUCAGUGGGGAAUACCGGUUCAAGAGAAGGACUACAUCAUAAUAGCCUAAACUGAAACCAUGGAUGAUUAAUUUCAGGAAGAAUCUCAGUUAUGCCAUAAGGAAUCAGUAUGGCACACCGCUCUCAGUGUUCCUCAGCCGGGGAUAACCGCCUGGACCCCAACUAUGUGCCUCCCCACUACCGCGAGGAGUACCGUCUGGCCAUUGACGCACUUGUGGAGGAUGACCUGGAGGGCUAUUAUGAAUUCCUCCAGAGUGCGGAUGUGGUGGACUUCCUUUCCAGACAGGAAAUUGAGCACAUUAAGUACACAGUGAAAGUUCCGUACCAGAACACUCAGCCUGAGCUCCCAUAUGUGGAGUCUGGGGGAGACGGCUCUUCAGACACAUACUGGCCCGUCCACUCUGACUUGGAUGCACCCGGACUUGACCUUGGCUGGCCCGAACAGCAUCGCUUCAUAGGCCCCACCGAUGUCACCACACUGGUUAACCCCUCUGAGCCAGAUAUGCCAAGUAUCAAGGUGCAGGCUCGUCGACUUAUCAAGAAUGCUCAACAAGUGAUCGCUGUGGUAAUGGACACUUUUACAGAUGUGGACAUCUUUGCUGAUAUUCUGGAUGCUGCCAUGCGAAAUGUUGCCGUGUAUAUCAUUCUGGAUGAACAGAAUGCACACCACUUCACUAGCAUGGCUUCCAACUGCCGGGUCAAUCUGGAAAACAUUCAAUUCAUGCGUGUCAGAACUGUGUCAGGGGUCACCUAUCACUGUCGCUCUGGGAAGACCUUCAAGGGUCAGAUGAUGGAUCGCUUCUUGCUGACAGACUGCAGGGCAGUCCUGAGUGGAAACUAUAGCUUCAUGUGGUCUUUUGAGAAGCUUCACCGUUGCAUGGCUCACCUCUUCCUUGGACAGCUUGUGACUACUUUUGAUGAGGAGUUCCGGAUCCUGUUUGCACAGUCCCAACCUUUGGUACUGGAACAUGUCCUUGUUCCAAUGCCACACUACAGCAGUUUAUCUGACAGCCAAUACAGCAGUGAUCGGACACUAUUGUUCAGAGAUCCCAGAAAGUUCCUCCCCAUAGACAGCUCUCGUCCUGUAGAAUGGGCUAGACAUUCCUCUGAUGACCGCAUGGAUAUGGUUCAGAAUAUGAUGCCUCCUGGAAGGUGUGAGCCCAUCCACAGUUCACUAGAUCAGGGUACACUAGAUAUGUACAGCAACAAGUACUCCUCCCAGCAAUUUAAACUGGAGCAGCAGUCUUUUAUGACACAAGGUCACCCCAUGAUGCAGUCAAACACAAUGGAGUUUGCUGGCUGUAAAAGGCACAGUUAUGCAGAGGGCACAUAUGCCGGACAUUCCUCCUCUCAAUUCAUGCAGCACCAAGCCAUUCACAGCUUUGAGGGGGAUACGGCAACCCAGAACAGGAAGAUACACAGGGAACAGCAUCACUAUCAGAGAACAGGGCUAGAACCAGGUUAUAGCGGCUACGAUCAAUUCAGGGACCAAGGGUACCCUUUGAUGGAUCAGUAUUCUGAGUCUGGGUAUCCACAUGGAAUAGCGAUAGAGCCACCAGACAACUAUGACCCUGUACUGAAUUAUUUGUCAUCAUCAAACCUUGCUGUGGAGCUGGAACAUGGCUCAAACAAAUUAUCAAGUCCAGGAGAGGGUCCCUUUAGUCAGUCAAACCCCAAAAGACUGAGCACGGGCCAGCCUCAUGCCUGUCAGACCUCCCCAACACAACAACACCCAUUUGAACAGAGAUCUUUUUUUGUCAGGUCUGGUUCUGACUGUAAAACACAGGAUCCCAGUGCAAAGCAGGGGAUGCGAGAUUGGAGGAUCAGCUCAUACCUCAGUGCAUAUGAUGAUGCAGGAGAGGAAGACAUUCCACAGCCUAUGGGAAAUGACCCCUUUCAAGAGCCCCUUAAUCCAUCACAAGGCAAAUUAUUUGCUCCACUGGUAUCAGAUCCCAGGUUUAGUGCCAAAGAGUUACCCAAGAUUCCAGGGCUCAGGUUAAACAAGCCCACCUGCCCAGAACACUCAAGAACACUAGACAUUCUUGUUAGCUUAGAUGCCCGAACAACACUUACACCACCUUCGGAGUCGUCAUCAACCACUGAAGGUGACAAAUCAGAGGAGAUGGAUGUAAAAGAGCCCAAAAGAGAAGAGUCAUUCCGUAGGAGGUUCAACCCUGCUAUCCAAAGGACCUCUAGACUAAGAUCCUCACUAAUCUUCAGCUCACAACUCGAACAGCAUAUCUCACAGGAACAGAAAUUUAACUCUGGCCAACACUGUGAGGAAACUGCCAAUGAGGAAGAUGACCCAUCUAGAUUAUCCUUGACCGCUCAUGUUUUGGGAAAAAGAAGAUCCAUUACAAGAGAACCUUUUGAAUGGAGACUUAAGUCAGCGAUAGUUGAUAAUUCAACCAAUGAGUCUUUGAAAUCUGAGGACAUCACUACUGAUUCGGGUGAUAAGGAAUUGACAAAGUAUCUUCCUGUGAGCACUGACAAGCUUUCUUCAAUGGAACAACCUAAUUCUGCCUAUGAAGAACAAACCAAAACGGUAGAAUCUGCACACCCAUCCAAACCUGCUCAAGUUGAGAAACCCAAAACCAUACAAUCAGCACACCAGGCAUCUUCAUUGAGCAAUAAAUCUUAUAUAGAUAUGAAUGAUCCAGACAGUAGGUUUUUUUUUUUUAAAGAGUUGGCUGCCAAACGAAAAGCUGCAAAGGCUGCAGAGUCUGAGAGCAGCACUGAAAAAGCUCCUGUAAAACCAGUGACUCAAAUUGACUUGAUAAUGAAGGAACCAGUCACAAGGAUAAAACCUAACCUUCCAAUAGCCACACUAAAUCCAGCAGAUACUUCAACCAAUAAGCCAGCUCCAGCAGAUACUUCAACCAAUAAGCCAGCUCCAUCAACAGAGGCACCUCCUAAUCCAUCAGAUACUUUCACCAAAAAGCCAACAACAUUGACAAAAGCCCCACUUUAUCCAGCAGAUACUUCAAUAAAAAAGACAGCUACAUCAACAGAAGCAUCAUCAGAAACACUGGAGACUUCACCAGUGUUACAGGAGAACGAAACAUCCAUGGCAAAAUGUGGCUCCUUACUUGAUGUCAAAGAACACCAUUCUAAAAAUAAAGAACAGCAAGACCUUCCACUUCCCAAAAGUGACUCCAAAACAUUCCUCAGGGAUAAAUUAUCUUGUGUCGAUGGCCUACUUAGAGUCUCUACUGAUACUGAGAAGAUUGAGCUGAAGAACAGUCAGAACCAAAGUGUGUCUAAAGUUAACCCUAGAGAUAAAAGUACAUUUCUUAAGAGCACCUCAAAUCAGUGUACCUUUAACAUCUCCCCAAAGGAUUUCAGUUUAUAUAAACUAUCUCCAAAGAAACCAAAGUCAUUCAAUCCUGCUUCAAAUGAGCUAAACCCAUCUCUUCCACUCAAACUAACAGAAGCUAGCUCAUCUUCAUAUCUGACACCAAAAGGUUUAAGCUCAACUAGUCUCACUUCGUCAAAAAAUGCAGCAAAGGAGUUGAGCUCUGCCCUUACCCCCACCCUUAAGGAGCCCAGUUCAUCUAUCCCCAUGUCAAAGCAGCCAUUACCAUCCUCUAAACCUAUUACAGUAGAGUCCAACAUACCUCUGAGCCCCACCCAAUCUGAGCCAGGUGUGUCUCAUAAGCAGGACAAAACAGAUUCCAAGGCAUCUCUCAGCCCUACCCCAAUGCAAUCUUGCUCAUCCUCAAUCCCUGCAACAGAAUUUAGCCCUCUGCCAAACCCUACCCAAACAGAAUCUAGUUUCUUACCCAAGUCCACCUUAGUUGGGUCAAUUUCAUCAACACCAAUGGAAUCUAACACCUCUCCCAAACCCUCCACAAAGGAGUCAUUGUCUACAAUUGCCACAACUGAGUUGAGGUCAUCCUCUCCUAAGACCAACCCAAUAAAAUCCUAUUCCUCCCCUUGUCCUGGCCAAUGUGAGUCGGUUUUGUCACUCAAACAUUCCAAAACAGCAUGCAACUCCUCUCCAAAGCCUGCCUCAGUGUCCAAUGACUCUUACAACUCUUCACCUCCAUCUUCAAAGCAUGUCAUGGAAGAAACCAACAAAUCUCCCAUCCUCACACCAACAAAAUCUAGCUCUCCUCCUGAGCCUACCCCAACAGAAUCUAGUGCUUCAACCAAUUCAACACCAAGAGAACUCAACCCUCUUCCUAGCACCACCCCAACGGAACCAAGUGCAUCUACUGGCCCGACCCUAACAGAAUCAAGUGCAUCUUCUAAACCAACCCCAACAAAAUCACACUCCUCCCUUACAUGUGGGUCAGGUGGAUCAGUUGUUUGUCCCAAGCCUGGCCAAACAAAGUCCAGAACUACUCCAAACCUCACCCCAAAAGAAUCUUGUUCCUCUCCUAAUCAUACCCUAACUGAACCUACCUCACCAUUCAACCCUGUCCUUGUGGAAUCCGUCCCAUCAAGCAACUCAAACCCAACUGAAUCCACUGCCUCUCAUGACACUGCCCCAGCUCCACCCGUCGUUGUGGAUAACAGUAAGGAGGGCAAACCAAGUAAACUUAACAAGGAGCAAAAAGCGGGAAGUUCUGCAGCUUCUAAAGGUGAGAAGAUAGCAGGUGAUCCUGAAACUAAGAGCAAAACUGCUCCUGGAGAAUCUGCCUCCCAUGGAUCGCAGAGUCCUGAUGAGACCAAAGAGAAUAACAGCACUAUGAAACCAGAGAGCACAACAGAUCAAAGCAAUCCCAUACCACCCCCAGUGAAGCAACCUAAAGUAAGCCAGUCCCACUACCAUUUAUCUACUGCCAAUGUACUCUCUAGCAGCAACCUAAGAGAUGACACAAAGCUCCUAUUAGAGCAGAUUUCUGCUAACAGCCAGAGCAGGACAGAACUCACUAAAGAAUCUGCUGUCACUGAUGAUGCCAAACAGGAUGAGGCUGACCGGGGUGUUAGUGGUAAGGAGGAAGCAUCAGCCCGACGACAGAUCGGAGGCCCGGCUAGAACUUCUCAGGAGAGGGAGAAGCUUCUUCAGAGAAUCGAUAGCAUGCGGAAGGGGAGGAAAGUCUACAGCCGCUUUGAGAUGGCGCCUUAACCAGGGAUUGGAAGGAUGAGGGAGUACGGAGAAAGACCACAUUUUCCUCUAGAACUUGUCCUGUAACUAUGUCCAUUCCCCAAAAGUCUAAAACCACAGAUCGGAGAGGGAUCACCAGUUAACUAACAUAAAUAUUAUUCUCAGGUUUCUAUAUUAGAGGGUUUCUCCGAAUGGACUAUAUGCAUGUAAAGCAUUAAGGAUUUUGGGAACAAAAACUUGACUAAGUUUACCAACAUGGAUUGCUGUGUAAAUAAGCAGAGACUCUACAGUGUGGACAAUGGACCUCUGCUAUCUACAAAGGGGAACUGAAAAAUCCAAUCUCAUCAGCUAAAUGCACAACUAAAUGUGCAAUAUAUUUGAAAAUGAUUGUGUUCCUAGACGCACUGGACGCACUGGUGUUGUUGACUGCAAUGUAAUAUCUGUCACUCUCUCUGUUUAAUUAUUAUCUGUUUGAGGAUCUGUUUUAUAUACUAACAAUCAUUUCCAAAUAAUACAAUUAGAAUCACCAUAGAAAAUGUAUUAAUCAUAAACAGUCCAAGAAUAGCUUUCAAAUAGUUGGACCACUUUUUUCAUUUGGAAUGCUUUAUUAGAAUUAUUAAAUCAGAAUGACAGUGUGCUAGAUUAACCAAAUGUAUGCAUGAAUUAUCAUGUGUAUUUGCACAAAAAAUGUAUGUGUAUAUAUACAUUAUAUAUGUAAUACUGUAAUGUUAAUGCCACAGGACAUUUAGGUCCCUUUUUUAGAGGCUAUCUGUGAUUGCUACAUCAAUUUUGGACUUUUAAAUUAAUUAUACACUACCGGUCAAAUGUUUUAGAACACCUACUCAGGGUUUUUCUUUAUUUUUACUAUUUUCUACAUUGCAGAAUAAUAGUGAAGACAUCAACACUAUGAAAUAACACAUAAGGAAUUAUGUAGUAACCAAAACAAAGUGUUAAACAAAUCAAAAUAUAUUUUAGAUUUGAGAUUCUUCAAAUAGCCACCCUUGCCUUGAUGACAGCUUUGCACAUGUUAAACAAAUCAAAAUAUAUUUUAGAUUUGAGAUUCUUCAAAUAGCCACCCUUGCCUUGAUGACAGCUUUGCACACGCUUGGCAUUCUCUCAACCAGCUUCACCUGGAAUGCUUUUACAACAGUCUUGAAGGAGUUCCCACAUAUACUGAGCACUUGUUGGCUGCUUUUCCUUCUCUCAGUCCGACUCAUCCCAAACCAUCUCAAUUUGGUUGAGGUCGGGGGAUGGUGGAGGCCAGGUCAUCUGAUGCAGCACUCCAUCUCUCUCCUUCUUGGUAAAAUAGCCCUUACACAGCCUGGAGGUGUGUUGGGUCAUUGUCCUGUUGAAAAACAAAUGGUAGUCCCACUAAGCCCAAACCAGAUGGGAUGGCUUAUCGCUCCAGAAUGCUGUGGUAGCCAUGCUGGUUAAGUGUGCCUUGAAUUCUAAAUCAAUCACAGACAGUGUCUCCAGAAAAUCACCCCCACACCAUAACACCUCGUCCUCCCUGCUUUACGGUGAGAAAUACACAUGCGGAGAUCAUCCGUUCACCCACACCGCGUCUCAAAGACACGGCGGUUGGAACCGAAAAUCUCCAAUUUGGACUCCAGACCAAAGGACAAAUUUCCACCGGUCUAAUGUGCAUUGCUCGUGUUUCUUGGCCCAAGCAAGUCUCUUCUUCUUAUUGGUGUCCUUUAGUAGUAAAAAUGAAGAAAAACUUCAUUUUAGGUGUUCUAAAACUUUUGACCGGUAGUGUAUAUACCUAUUGAUUCUUGAAGAAUAUGACUUGUAAAAUGUCCCAUCAGCUUAGUUCAUCUGUCGUACCCCAUCAGAACUCAAAAUAUAAGCUUGUUUUACUCAAUUGUUUGUAAAUGAUGCAAUUGUAAACAAUUAAAUAAAUACUUUAUAGCCUCAAAAGAUGGUUAUAACUAUAGUUUUGAUGUCAUGGAUGGUCAGUUCUUCCAUCCAUAGCUUUCUGAAUUUGAGACUGUUACAUUUCUCAAGCCCCAUCCCUCAGUUGUGUACCAAAUAACAGUGGCAGGGGACGGUGGCUUUGUUGUUGUUAAAACUGCAGAUUGCCCCUUUAACCAUUGGACAACAGCAUGGUAUGCUGUUUUUCAGUUAUAUCACUUGCUUAUCGGCAUGUCCAUUGACCCCCUCUAUGUCUCAGUGGGAAAGCAUUCAAUAUGGUUAAUCAUUUAUGGAUUGGUGUGUAAAUGCUUUCAAUGCCAAAGUCUGAAAAUGUCAUGAAAAUAUCAUUUCUAACCUGCUCAAUCCACUGCCUACAGUAUGUAAACUAUAUUUUGAACUUUAAUAUUAUAUGUGAUUCCUUACUGGUUGAACUAGUUUUAAAGCUCCGACGGCUCUGUUUUUACCAGUAUUUGCAUGAAUUAUUAUUUGAAUUAAUUUGCUCAACUGUGUUGGAUGUCACUGCUGUCAAGCUCUGUGCUCUGCAAGCUAGUUUCUAAGCAGUACCUAGCAGUCACUUGUGACUGAUCUGCUGAUACACAGUUGAUACACAGUCAGCUGUUGUGUAGUCCCUGGGUUACCCUGUCUAUUAUGUUUACUGUAGAAAUGUACUAAGCUACGUAAAGUAUACAAAUGAACACCAUUUGCUUGAUAGUGCGGUCUGUUAGAUUUUUUUUGUGUGGGGGGGGGGGGGGGGGGCUUUAAGAUUUAAUGUUUCAUAAAAAAGACUGGAAUAUUGUGCAAGCCCCUUUGUUCGACACCCUUGUCACUGAGAAGAUCGUUAUCUGUGUCACCAAGAACAUCACAAGCAGUUUGUAUUAGUGUGUAAAAGUUCAGCAAUGUUAUUUGAACACACCCAGCAGCUACAUUUUCUAGCACAAAGGUUAGCACAAAUGUUGCAACAAUGUUUGAUAACAAUUUUGGUUUAAUAAUACCCAGUGCUUGAUUUAGACUGAAAUAGGUGCCGGUACUCAUCUUGGGUGCCGGAAAGUGUGGUGUUGUGUUCAAAACCGAGACCAGAAAAAUGCAUGUCCAAUUCCAAGACCUUGAUUGUAAUUGUGUCAAAUUUCCCCCAUAAUAAGAGUUCAAAUGUCCAGUA